Poeciliopsis prolifica (blackstripe livebearer) is the source of this 4205-nucleotide messenger RNA. It is a transcript of the gene serpind1, whose product is annotated as serpin peptidase inhibitor, clade D (heparin cofactor), member 1. Gene Ontology annotation, biological process: negative regulation of endopeptidase activity; blood coagulation. Lineage: Eukaryota; Metazoa; Chordata; Actinopteri; Cyprinodontiformes; Poeciliidae. The record is from RefSeq and is a predicted model, not a curated record. Gene Ontology annotation, molecular function: serine-type endopeptidase inhibitor activity. The transcript has 7 exons. Bases 91 to 1608 code for a protein of 505 amino acids.
UUCAAGAGAAGAACAUAUCAAAGUUCAGUUUUGAAUUCUUCGUCCUACAAACAAAAUCAGCACAGAACUUCCCACCAGUCACAGUAAAGGAUGUUGGUGUUUGCCAUCAUUUCUGUGGUGUGCAUGCUGGCCAGUCCGUCCCUGGCCGGCAUUAAAGAGCUCAGUUCCCACUUCAAUGACCCAAAUCCAAACCCUAGAGGCUUAGAGCCAGGUAGUCCAGUGGAUGUCGAGGCCAUUCCUUUGGACUUCCACAAAGAAAAUACCGUCACCAAUGACCUCGUUUUUGACGGCUUUGAGGAUGAAGAUUAUAUUGACUUUGAUAAGAUCCUGGCCGCAGGAAGUGAUGAUUACAUUGAGGGGGAUGAGAUCGACGAGAUAGCCACACCGGCCCCAGAUAUCGACAUCUUUGCCGAGUCGUCCGACCCGAAGAUUCGCCGAGCCAGACUUCUACGGCUCUUCCAUGGUCAUUCUCGCCUUCAGCGCCUCAACAUGGUGAACGCCCGUUUUGGCUUUAAUCUCUACAGAAGUAUCCGUAACGACGUCAACCAGACUGACAACAUCCUGCUGGCACCUGCUGGGAUCUCCAUUGCCAUGGGGAUGAUGUCUUUAGGUGCUGGAUCUGAAACUCACCAUCAGAUCUACAAAGCCUUGGGAUUCGCAGAGUUUGUCAAUGCUAGUCAUCACUACGACAACACAACAGUCCAUAAGCUGUUCAGGAAGUUGACACACAGGCUUUUCAGGAGGAACUUUGGCUACACGCUCCGGUCUGUCAAUGACGUCUACCUUAAAAAAAACGUGUCAGUAAAAGAAACCUUCCGCACCGAAACGAAGGCCUAUUAUUUUGCUGAGCCACAGUCAGUAGACUUCAGAGAGCCAGCAUUCCUGAACAAGGCCAACCACCGCAUUGAAAAACUAACCAAAGGGUUGAUCAAGGAACCGCUGAAGAGUGUGGAUCCAAAUAUGGUGCUGAUGCUACUUAACUACCUGUACUUCAAAGGGACGUGGGAGCAGAAAUUCCCGAAAGAAAUGACUUACUACCGAAACUUUAGAGUUAAUGACAAAACAAACGUACGCGUGCCAAUGAUGAUGAACAAGGGGAAUUACCUGGCUGCUGCCGACCAUGAGCUGGAGUGUGACAUUCUGCAGCUUCCAUACACAGGAAACAUCAGCAUGCUCAUUGCUUUGCCAAGGAAGAUCACUGGCAUGAGGACACUGGAGCAGCAGAUUUCACCAACUGUUGUCAACAAGUGGCUCAAGAACAUGACAAACAGGACUCGUGAGGUCUCGUUACCUCGCUUCAAACUGGAGCAAAACUAUGACCUGAUUGAAAAUCUGAAGGAGAUGGGGCUCACUGACAUUUUCAAGGAGAGUGGAGAUUUCAGCGGAAUGACUUCAGAAAAAGUUGCCUUGAACUGGCUGAAGCACCAGGGAACAAUCACCGUGAACGAGGAGGGAACAGAAGCUGCUGCCCUGACUCAAGUGGGGUUCAUGCCGCUCUCCUCUCAGAUUCGCUUCACAGUGGAUCAUCCGUUCCUGUUCCUGAUCUACGAGCACCGCACAGACUGCCUCGUGUUCAUUGGCCGGGUGGUAAACCCCUCACAGAACUGAUCAUCUAAACAAUUUGAAACAACUUCUCAGGAGUCUCUUUUCUUUUUUUAAAACAAUUUAGACUCAGAAUGAACACUCAAACUUCUUCAAAUUGCUCAAAGUACGAAGUUUGUUUGAUUGGCUCACUGAACGCUUGUUAUCUGUCUGUUAAUGUUUUAUAAUUUACAGGGCGGGUGGAGAAGUGCAGACAUUAUUACGUCACUGUAGAUACUCUAAUGCUGUACCAUGGUGAUUUCAAACAAAAUGUCAAAACACCACAGAUGGUGAGAUAAUAAAAUACAUGAAACCAAAUCAGAAAAGUGAAAAAAAUUUGUUUUUGUUAAAAUUCUUCUUAAAAGAAGAAAACUGUCUAAAUUUGGUUUAAUAAGUUACUUUGAACUAAGAUAUAAACAUAUUUAGUCGAUCAGUUUUUAAUACAAAAACACAAAGAACGCAUCAGAUUGAAUUUUAGUGUCACAAAGUCCUUACAGAACUUUAAUAUUGCAUCCAGUCUCAACAAUUUGUGUACAUAAUUCCCAAAAUAUCAAUGUUUUUAUUACAUGGGCAGAGGCUACUCUGCUCAAAAUAUGUUUGCCUCAGUCUUACUUAAGAAAUUAUCUUCUACAUGAUUGUUUUUUUAAUUUUUUCCUUUUUAGAAAUUCAUAAAGCUUAAAAAUACCCAUUUAGUCAUAAAUCUUAACUGUUUUUUGACACCAUGACUUUAAAACAUUUGCAGUCAUGAGAUUUAAUUUGUCAUUUAUUGUUUUUGAUUUUCCCAAAAUAAAAGUAAAACAUUUUUACUUUGGGAAUUAAGUUAAGAGAAUUUGAAUACCAACCAUCUCAGAGCACUUACUUACCACAGCUAUGACUGGAAUAAGAACUCCAAGGUUUCCAGCACUACUAGAUGCCUAUGGAGAGAAAAAAUAACUAACAUAAAAAAGCAAUGUGUAUUUUCCUUUUGUGUUUGGAUGCUGAACACACCUUCAGUGCUGUUCCCUUGUCAGAGGCCCUUUCACUUGCUCUUUUUCCUUCCAGUCCCAGCUGGACAAAAAGCUCUAAAAGGUUCACCAGCAGCUCAUCCACCAGUUGCUCCCCCUGCAGGUUGGCUGCGAUGUUUGCUAAAGCAUUGAUCACAGCUAGAGAGCAAUGCCUUGAAGGGAAAAAGGGUGGAUAGAUGAAAAAAUGCCUGAGAACAUGCUAAAGUCUACAUAAACAUAAAUUAUUUAGGGCUAAAAUUACAAACUGCCCCUUAGUUAAAAAUAUAAUGAAGUUAUACUUUCAAGUUUCUUGAGAGGCCAAAGGAGAAGUUUAAGGGCAAAUGAUAAACCUCCAACUUGAGAAUUUACAGAAAAAAAGCUUUUCCCUCAUUAAAAUCACAAUACAACUUAAUCUGAUUUUCAUUUUUUUUUUAAUAAAUACAUUUUCUUACACAAUACCUGAACUGAAAGACCUCUGCAUUGAGAGGACAAGUAGGUGGUGUAAAAUUAAAGUAUUUCAUAUAAAGAGAAGGACAAACAGUUCUCCUGUGAGAGACUAAAAACCUUGGAUGAUGGUAAAGCCUUGAAAUAUAAUCCUUGACAUUUUUGUGGAAAUUUCAUUUGGAGUACUUUACACUGAAAUGGGUCUGUUAUAGGUGACUGAGAAAUUUUUAGUAUCAAACACAUUGGUGAAUAAAAUCUGAUACUAAAAUAUUAGAAACAUCAUAAAAAUAUAUUUCUAUGAUGCAUCCUGACCUGUAACCAUGAUCUCUGUGGUCUUUGGUGGCUGAGUAAACCACAGAACUGGCUUUCACGCUGAUCUGCUGAAACAGAUUCCACACCUCCUGGUAGAUGUACGGCUAGAAGAAAAGAAGACGAGAGAUAACGUGCUAAUCAGUGAACUGCAGAUCUAUUUUAAACUCCUAAAUGUAGUUCAUCACAAUCAACACUGGCUGGUUGUCACAAGAUACCCUAUUAAAAACCAACUGAUGUGUCACAUAAAGGGUGAGUGAUUAGACAACACCCACCAGAUGCACAGGAAUAGCAAUACUCAAGUUCGCCUUAUGACAAUAUAUAAUCUUCCUCUUCUGCCACCAAAUGCACUUUCACAUGAAUCAAUCUAAACUUUUAUAUUCCCUCUAAUAAUAGAUUAAAUCUGGUGCAGAGUUGUGCAAUCACUUUGGACUCACAUUCCCUGUGAUGACCAUGCAGCCCAGUUGGUCUAUGAUGAGCACGUCCAGCUGGGACGGAGGCUGGCAGAACUUUUGUUGAAGAAUUUGUAGGAUGUGCUCCAUGACUUUAGGAGUGUCUCUGAGAGCGACUGCAAUAUGGCCCAGCGCUUUGAUGGUGUGCUCUGGAAUUAGAUGAGCAUCCCUGAGAGAGGUAGAAGUUAUAUUUUUAAAACCAUUCCUCUGAGUCACCUUUAUUUGAAUGUAUUCUGGGUGACUAAACCAGAUUUCCUAAACUUUCUGCUAGAAAUGCAACUCACUUAUCCUUCUCUUGUGAAAUGUACAGACGGUUGGAGAGACUUGCUAGAAAGGCCUCUACGAUCACGUUGUCCAUUUUCAAACCGGCUUGCAGACAUCUGAGGGAGAAGAACAGAGUGAACACUGACAAUAAACCUCAGAAGUUCAACUCUCA